Messenger RNA from Oncorhynchus gorbuscha (pink salmon), 1286 nucleotides. Its product is annotated as VIP36-like protein. NCBI's taxonomy places the organism in Eukaryota, Metazoa, Chordata, Actinopteri, Salmoniformes, Salmonidae. The transcript is spliced from 7 exons. Bases 507 to 770 code for a protein of 87 amino acids. The record is from RefSeq and is a predicted model, not a curated record.
UUGAAGUAGAACAUCUUUGGUUGAAUGAGUGGAGUCGCAAACGAUGAUGGCCGCCAUGAUAAACAAGAACUGCCAGAUACUUUGAUUCGUCAGACUAUGGCUCUAAAAUUAUAUUGGACUUUUGUGUUUCUUCUUAUUUUAGCAGGUCGAUCGUUUGCAGAAGAUGGGCAUUGUGAAAUGGAUGAGUUUCUGAAAAGGGAGCAUUCAUUGUCAAAGCUCUAUCAAGGUAGCUAAAUUGUGCAGGAUCACCGGUUAUUAUAGACCCCUUUCUGUGUUUGCAAAAAUUGCCACACGACUCGAGGGCGACGUGGGCAAGUUGGUGGCAGACCAAGGCUCCUCCCAUUAGGAAUUGAUGGGCGACGACAUGGUAACCACAGAGCAGGUGCACCUCACAUCUGACAUGCAGAGCAAGCAGAGGGCAGUGUGGAGCCGCAUUCCCUGUCACUUAAGGGCCUUGGAGUUACAAAUGCACUUUAAGAUUCAUAGCCAAGGAAUGGAGAAUCUUAAUGGGGAUGUACUGGCAAUUUGGUACACCAAGGAGCGCAUGCAGGAAGGACCUCUUCACAGGGCUGGGUGUGUUGGUGGACACGUACCCCAAUGAGGAAAAACACCUAGAGACAGGCGCAGAAGAUGAGGUACACCACACGCACACAGAGGAUCUACCCCUUUGUGUUGGCGAUGGUGUCUGCACCGCCAUGCUGCGCAACCACAAUCACAACACUUCCAUCUUCAUCAAGAUACGUCCUCUGCAGGCCCACGAUAAUGAUUGACAUGGAUGGAGAGACUGCCUGGACAUACCGGGGGUGCGGUUGCCUCAGGGCUACUACUUUGGAUCCUCUGCCAUCACAGGAGAUCUCUCUGGUAGUACUCUCCUCUACUGUGAUUGACAUAGUAGUGUUAAUAAAAUGGCAUUUACAUUAACUGUUUUAUUGCCUAUGAAUUAUCACCUAGUUUUAAUUUAUUGCCUACUUGAUGGUGUUUCAUUGAGGUGUCUAAUUUCCAGUUAGAUGUGGCCAUCCCAGAUUAUUAUCAUGAUAAAUUGUAUUAACUCAUUAUGACCACACUGCCCAGAAUUAAAUUCAUGUGUGUAACGGUUUUCUUCCUGGGAAGGAAAGGAGGACCAAAAUGCAGUGUGGUUAGUGUUCAACAUCUUUAAUAUCGACGAUAAACGAGAACACUACAAAAUACAAAACAACAAAAGUGAAAACCAAAACAGUCCUAUCUGGUGCAAUGACACAAAGACAGAAGACAAUCACCCACAAAAUACCCAAAGAACAUGGCCACCU